AUGGCGCAGGGACUCCGCUGUGCUUGGGAGGUGGGGAUUCGGAAGGCUAUCCUCCAAACAGACUCCAAAAUUGCUAUCCAUCUCCUAGAGUCGGCAGCAACUACUCAUCCUCAUUUUACGACCGUGUCGGAGAUCAGGCACCUUCUACAGCGAGAUUGGCAGGUACGGAUCGAGCAUGUCUUCAGGGAGGGGAAUGUGGUGGCGGAUUACCUUGCUUCAACGGGACAUUCCAGUUCUCCGGGAGUGCACAUUAUCAAUCAACCUAGUAGCAUGCUCAACUAUUGGCUCCUGUUCGAUCAGUUAGGGGUUGAGACCCCUCGUUUUGUACCUACUUGA
Linum tenue is the source of this 336-nucleotide messenger RNA. NCBI's taxonomy places the organism in Eukaryota, Viridiplantae, Streptophyta, Magnoliopsida, Malpighiales, Linaceae. The record is from the annotation of a GenBank genome assembly.